AUGGAUCUCGCCAUCCGUGUGAAUGUACGCUACGCAGCCCCGGCCAAUUCCCAGAUCAAGGAUGCGCUGUUACUGUUUAAGAGUGCGCGCUGGGUGCACUCCAUUAUUCGCUACAUCAUUCCACAGCUUAACGGUGUGUCACCUGCCGCCAUGCAUCUCAUGGAGACGCUCAAAAGCAACCCGGCCGACGCGCGACAGCAACAAGAUGGAGAGCGUGCGGUCUGUGUCGUCUGUAUGGAGGCACUCACAUCACCCUGCGCCGAGCUACCCACGUGCCGCCACCAGUUCCACGAGCGCUGCAUUGAACCCUGGCUCAAGAUGCACAGCACCUGCCCCACAUGCCGUCACCAGCUACCUACCGACGCGUACACUAGCUACAGCGUCUACGCCAUCAACACCACCAUCGUCCUACAACAGUCCCAGUCCAGUAUGCCCGCAGCCGAACUGUUGGAACUGUCGGCCAGCAACCAGGUCAUCCGAGCCAUCGUGAACGCGCGGGUGAGACGCAACGCAGCUUCAACGUCAGCAACUGGAUUGGCCAUGCGCGGAUCUCUAUCAAGUGAAAUACCGAUAUUCCAGACUCAGCCGCCCGUCAUGAACGCAAGUGUGCUGCAACGCGGCUCCGGUCUGUCUGCAGCAUUACCCCCCUGCAUUUCUGAACCCGUAGUACCCGUCAUGCACCGCAACGCAUCCCGUCGUCGUUUCCGCGAACAAGAAACCAUCCGAGCGAUCGACAAGCGGCGACGUCUGAGUGAUUCUGCAGAGGAACAGGAUAUCUCGACCUCGUGA
Molecule: messenger RNA, 789 nt
Organism: Phytophthora infestans T30-4
Lineage: Eukaryota; Oomycota; Peronosporomycetes; Peronosporales; Peronosporaceae
Exons: 1
Coding region: 1-789 (262 amino acids)
Biological process (GO): protein ubiquitination
Cellular component (GO): cytoplasm
Molecular function (GO): ubiquitin protein ligase activity
Source: RefSeq, a predicted model, not a curated record